Prorocentrum cordatum is the source of this 2184-nucleotide messenger RNA. The record is from the annotation of a GenBank genome assembly. Lineage: Eukaryota; Dinophyceae; Prorocentrales; Prorocentraceae.
GGGGAUUUUUCCAGUGCACCGACCGGUGCUGCGGGACACUGGCGCUGGUCUGCCCACGUCUGCUUCGAUGUGCGCCUGCUCUCCACGAAGGCACCGCGAGGCGCGGCAGCUCCGGCAGGCACGCCGACGGGACCGGACUUGCCGGCAGUGCAGCUGGAGAGCUUGCUCAUCCACGAUUACAUCCAGUCUCAGGAGCAGCAGCAGAUGCUGCGGAGCCCUGUGCAGGCCGCGACGGAGCCGCGGCUGGACGAUGGCGACGGAGACAUGGAAACGCUGUUCCUCCCGGACCUUGACGAGGAGGGGGCGGCCAGCGCCAACGAGGAGACGGAUGCCACUGACGUCAACGCUGCGACGGCUUCGGAAGAGGAGGCGCCGUCGUCGCACGUCGCCGUGUGCCUGCUGGACCCCGAGGCGCUGCAAGGGGGCCGAUUGGAGGAGCUGUCCGAGCAGGACCGGGCCGCGCGACGGGAGGUGGACCAGUUGUUCCACCCGGACAGCAUGUGGCCGUGGGAGGAUCUCGCUCCCGAGCUCCGCGCGCCCGCCCCUGCGACGCUGCCCCCGGCAGCCUCGAAGGGAGGCCCCGCGCCGCUGUCGGUGCUCCAGGAGGAGGGCAGCACGGCGGUGCUGUACGUCGACCCCGCCGGCGUGCAGGUGGUCGACAACCACUUCACGCGGAGGGCCGAGCCGAAGGACCUGGACCACCCGCGAGUUACGCGGGAUGAAGCGCUGAUCUUCCCCGAGAUCCGACCUCCGCUGCCGCUGGCGUCCGCGGUGCGCAGACCGCUGGUGGUCGCCUCGGCGCGCGACGCCGUCCUAGGGCGAUUUCGCCUUGCCCCGAGCCCUGGAGCCCUCACGGACCGGCCGCCCGUGCCGAGAGAGCCCCCCGCGGUCCGCGUGGGCUUCGAGGGCCUCUGGCCUCCCGGGGGCGCGGCCGGCUCGCUGCGCAGGGGCUCGCUUCGCCAGGGCUCGAUGAGCGCCAGGGCUCGCUUCGCCAGGCCGCGGCCCCCGCCUGGAAGCGGCAUGCGCGGCGCCCUCGGCUCCGUGCCCACGCCGCACGCGGCGGCGAGGCUGGCCCCGAGGCGUCCCUGGGAGCCGGCGCCGCCGUACUUGGUGCAGCACCAAUGCGUGCCGGCACCCAGCGCCGCGCUGGCCCCGCCGUGGGCGCAGCGCCAGCCGGGGAAGGGCGGAGCCAGCGGCGGCUGCGGCCCCGAGGGCGUCGGAGCAAGCCAGGAGCAGGCGCAGAGCGUGAACGCGCUGCAGGGCGCGUGGAGCAACAUGGACUGCCCCAGCGAGCACUACGUCAUCGCGGGGCACUGCGUGACGCGAGUGGACGCCCAAGGUCCCCAGCACUUCACCCUGCAUUGGGACCAGCAGAACAGGCGGCUGCAGUGGGGCACCCACGGCCGCCUCCACCUCGCGUGGCUCUGCGAGGGCGUGAUCGCCUGGGUACCGUCGGUCAGCAACGCCCGCGCAUGGCGCUGGCAGCGCGCGGCGGCCCCGGCGGCCCCGCCGGCGCCGCGCCACCUGGAGCGGCCAGGCCUCACCGCACCCGCGGUGGUCCCGCCGCCGGCCGAGCUCAGCUGGCGCGGGGGCCGUGCGGAGGGCCGCUGGGCGGAGCCGGGCCACGCCGCGGCCGACCUGCGCUCCUUCGUCCCCCCGGAGGCCGUGGGGCUGCUGCACGGUUACGCGCCCUGGCGCCGGCCCAGCGUGGCCGCCCGGCCACCCUGCAGGGUGCGCCUGUCGCAGCCCUACGCUGCGGCGGCGCCGGGAGGAGGCCAGGGCGCGAGCGGCAGUGCGCCGGGCGGGCGGCGCGCUGGGCGCCAGCAAGGCGAGAAGCAGCUCCCGUGCGGGCUGCGCGCGUCCGAGGUGGCUGACCUGCUGUACCGCGAGAUCACCCCCAACGACUACGAGACGCUCCUCCGUCUCGACGACACGAUCGCGAGGCCGACGGUGAGCGCUGGUGGGCUCGGCAGCCUGCCGCUGGCGCCCUGCGACGACUUCCUGGGAGAGCAGUGCUCCGUGUGCCUGGCGGCGUUCGAGGCCGCCGACGAGGUGAAUUCCCUUCCGUGUGGCCACCACUUCCACCGGGCCUGCAUCGGCAAGUGGCUCGGCGAGUGCAGUCGGCAGUGCCCCCUCUGCGGGACGUCGUACGAGAGCGACAGCUCAUCUUCGCGGCCACAGUGA